Musca domestica (house fly) is the source of this 6219-nucleotide messenger RNA. It is a transcript of the gene Su(dx), whose product is annotated as E3 ubiquitin-protein ligase Su(dx). Gene Ontology annotation, biological process: ubiquitin-dependent protein catabolic process. Bases 722 to 3715 code for a protein of 997 amino acids. The transcript has 6 exons. The record is from RefSeq and is a predicted model, not a curated record. Gene Ontology annotation, molecular function: ubiquitin protein ligase activity; protein binding. NCBI's taxonomy places the organism in Eukaryota, Metazoa, Arthropoda, Insecta, Diptera, Muscidae.
UUAAUCGAUUAGUCCCCGAUACGAAGAACGACCAUCCCUAGUAAAAAAAUAUAAUACGGCAAUAUAACUUUAAUUACUGUUGAAAAUAUAGAUAAAAUUGCAUUAGAACAAAGUUCACAUAGUUUUAAACAAACAUACGUACAUAUUGACUAUAAAAUAUUGUGAAAACAUUGCGUAGAAAAGUCAAAAAUUCCGAUGAAUGAGUGUUGACGGUGGCCGAAGCCAAUCGAAGAAGGAAAGAAAAAUUUUUGUUGGGAAAAAAAGAAAAGAAUUGUCGUCGUCGCUGCUGUUUUGUUGAUGAAUGAUUUGUUUUCGGUGCGGUGUGGGAAUGGUCAAAGGAAACAAGAGUGACGAAAAAAAAAUAAUAAAACAGUAGUGUCGCAUCAAUGUGUAUUAUUGUGUACUGCAAGUGACAGCAGCGCAAGUAUGUGUUGUGGUGGUGGUGGUUUGACGCAACGAAAAUGAAUUUAUAGAAAAGAAUUCCAAGAAACCUUUUUUGUGUGUGGACAGCUCAGUCUCUUGUUGGUCAAAACAAAUAUAAAUUCCAGUUAAUAUAGGCUCGUUUUUCGGCUGUUACUGCUGUCGUCGCUGCCUUGCCGCCGCCGCUUGGCAUUACUGCAACGUAAUCAUUACAAGAAACUUCAUCAUUACUAUUGCUGAAGAAAAUUGCCAGAACUAUUGUAAGGAGAUAUUUUAAAAUUUCACCAAAUUGUUAUUGAGCAUGGCCUCCGGUAAUGCAAUGGCAGCUGCAUCCGGCGGACUUGUUGCUGCACAAGCUGCUUCAUCCGUUGUGGGUGAUUACAACAAUUCGGGACCAUCGUCAUCAUCGGCGCUGAGUAAUGGUUCCGCAGCCGCUACAUCAACAAAUCAAGGCUAUCAUCAACUGAGUGUAACAAUUGAAGAGGCGUCACUACGAAAUAGUGGCUUUCUAAAACCCAAUCCAUAUGUGGAACUAUUAAUCGAUAAUAAAAGUAAACGUAAAACGGAUUUUGUUAAAAACACAUAUUUACCCAAAUGGAAUGAAGAAUUUACAGUGCUGAUAACACCACAUUCGGUGCUACACUUUAAGGUGCUGGAUCAUUCAAACUUUCGCAAAGAUGCAAUGCUUGGCGAGCGUAGCAUCAGCUUGGCUCAUAUCUUACAACACUACAAUGGACGCUGUGAAUUUCUCGAAGUUAGUAUGGAUCUAUUGGUUACCUCGAAAUCGGAUAAUCGUCAAACGAAAAGCGGUGAACUGGUGGCCAUUUUGAAUGGACUUAAACUCGAUAUGAGUAGUAUUAUGUUGCAGAACGGCAAUGGCGCAAUGAUGGGAGCUAAUGGUGGAGCGUCAGCAGCGGCUGGUGUCGCCACCGCCGCUGGCCCUGUUGGAGGAGGAGGUGAUAUAAAUGCAACGGCACAAGGUGCUGCUGGACGAAGUUGUCUGAUAUAUGGUGGUGUGAGAACACGAGUGCGUAUGCGUUCCAGCGGCAGUGUCAGCGAAAGUGGGGCACCCGGUGUCUGUGCUUCCCGUUCACCGGUGGCCAUGCAGAAUGGCAAUUUGGAACGUAGCAGUAGUUCAGGUGCCAUGAUACCCUCUCAAGUUGGUGGUGGUGGAGGUGCAAUGAGACGAGCACCAAAUCCACCCGGCACAUGGGAUCCCCAAACUGCCGCCGCCAUGGUGGCUCAACAGCAGCAACAAAUGCACAUGGCACACAAUCCACGUAUUAACGGUCCAACUGCAAAUUCUCCGCUGGUAAGCAAUUCAGCCGCCUCGGGAGGUGCACGUCCUAUGUCACAAAUGUAUGCCAAUGGAGGUGUGGCGGCGGGUCAACAGCCAGUCCCGGGUAUGAUGGAAGGUGCUGUCGGUGGUAUGAUGCCUAACGAUCCCCAAGCCGCCAUGGCAGUGACCGGCAGUGGUUUGCCGGUGUCCAAUGCCACAGAUCAACAAUUGCAGGCGGCCCAGGCAGACGAUGAACCUUUGCCUGCCGGCUGGGAGAUACGUUUCGAUCAAUACGGUCGACGUUAUUAUGUCGAUCACAACACCCGAUCAACCUAUUGGGAGAAACCCACCCCACUGCCGCCGGGUUGGGAAAUACGAAAGGAUCCCAGAGGGCGAGUGUAUUAUGUGGACCAUAAUACGAGGACCACCACCUGGCAGAGACCUAACAGUGAACGCUUAAUGCAUUUCCAGCACUGGCAAGGACAAAGAGCUCAUGUCGUAGCACAAGGUAAUCAAAGGUUCCUCUAUGGCCAACAACAACAGCAGCCCACAGCUGUGACAGCGGCACCGGCCCAAGACGACGAGGACACACUGGGUGCUCUGCCCGAUGGCUGGGAGAAGAAAGUACAAUCAGACAAUCGUGUUUACUUUGUUAAUCAUAAGAAUCGCACCACACAAUGGGAGGAUCCACGUACCCAGGGUCAAGAGGUCAGUCUAAUCAAUGAGGGUCCCUUGCCGCCAGGUUGGGAGAUACGCUAUACGGCCGCCGGCGAAAGAUUCUUUGUCGAUCACAAUACCCGACGAACAACGUUCGAUGAUCCCAGACCCGGGGCACCCAAGGGGGCCAAGGGUGUGUAUGGAGUGCCGCGGGCCUAUGAACGUAGUUUCCGUUGGAAGCUGUCCCAGUUCCGUUACUUGUGCCAGAGCAAUGCUCUGCCCUCCCAUAUCAAAAUAACUGUGACCCGUCAGACCCUAUUCGAGGAUUCCUAUCAUCAGAUUAUGCGUCUGCCCGCCUAUGAGCUGCGGCGCCGUCUCUAUAUCAUAUUCCGCGGCGAAGAGGGUCUCGAUUAUGGCGGUGUUUCGCGAGAAUGGUUUUUCCUACUCUCACAUGAAGUUCUCAAUCCUAUGUAUUGCCUUUUUGAAUAUGCCAACAAAAACAACUAUAGUCUACAAAUAAAUCCCGCCUCUUAUGUUAAUCCCGACCAUUUGCAAUAUUUCAAAUUUAUUGGUCGUUUCAUAGCCAUGGCUCUGUAUCAUGGUCGUUUCAUUUAUUCCGGUUUUACGAUGCCAUUCUACAAGCGUAUGUUGAAUAAAAAACUGACCAUCAAAGAUAUUGAAACCAUCGAUCCGGAAUUUUAUAAUUCGCUAAUUUGGGUCAAGGACAAUAACAUCGAUGAGUGUGGGCUGGAGUUGUGGUUUAGUGUCGAUUUUGAGGUGCUGGGCCAGAUUAUUCAUCAUGAGUUGAAGGAGAAUGGCGAAAAGGAGCGAGUGACCGAAGAGAACAAGGAGGAGUACAUCACACUGAUGACGGAGUGGAGAAUGACGCGUGGCAUUGAACAACAAACCAAAACCUUUUUGGAAGGUUUCAAUGAAGUUGUGCCACUAGAAUGGCUGAAAUAUUUCGAUGAACGUGAAUUGGAGCUGAUAUUGUGUGGCAUGCAAGAUGUCGAUGUGGAUGAUUGGCAGCGCAAUACCAUCUAUAGGCAUUACAAUCGCAAUUCCAAGCAGGUUGUAUGGUUCUGGCAGUUUGUACGCGAUACGGACAAUGAAAAGCGGGCCCGUCUCUUGCAAUUUGUUACCGGUACAUGUCGUGUCCCGGUGGGCGGUUUUGCUGAGCUAAUGGGUUCGAAUGGCCCUCAACGGUUUUGCAUUGAAAAAGUGGGCAAGGAAACGUGGCUGCCACGCUCCCAUACCUGUUUCAAUCGUCUGGAUUUGCCACCCUACAAGAGUUAUGAUCAAUUGGUUGAGAAACUAACAUUUGCCAUUGAAGAGACUGAAGGUUUUUGUCAGGAAUAGUUUGACGGAAGUGAUGUGUAAACUAUAGCAGCAACAAGAGAAACAAUUGCCGCCAAUGAUGAUGAUAAUAGAGAAGCGUGCAUGGAUAUGUUUUCUGUAUAGAAAUUAAAAUUAUUUAAAUUUUAUUUUUAAUUUGAGGUUUCUUUUAUUGCCAGAAAACUGGGCAAGAAAAUGCGAAACAACAAAACACUUAAUUUAAAAUGUAGAAAUUCCUUUUAAUUGUAGAAAAAAAAAACAAAAAAGAGUCGGUUUCUAGUUUCCAAUUUGUCCUAAUUUCUAUUGGCCAAAAACAAAAACAAAAUUUUACCAACAAAUUGUAUUAUUGGCUUUACAAUAUUUGCCUAAAUAAGUUACUGUGUUAAUGUUUAUUAAAUUUAAACAAAUAUCCUUGAAGAAAACAAAAAAGCAACAAACAAACAAACGAAACUUCUUUGCUUAUAAUUUAAAAGGGCUUUGGCUUAACAUUUUAUUAAAGAAGUCUAUUUCUAUUUAUAAUGCCAUUCUCCAUGGUUCAAUUUUCGCUUGUUUAAUAGUUUCUUUCAGUACUCCCCUCCCUCUAAACGUUUGUCCAUCCACAAUUGAUCUUCAUUUAUAUAUUAUAUUUAUUCACAAGCCAAGUUUAUUUGCACACUGAUCUUAAAGACAUUUAUUUCUCCCUUUUUGUCGUUAUUCUUUUCUUAAAUAAAAAAACUACGUAUUUGUAUAGCUUUAUAGCUUGUUAUUAUAAAUAUUAUAUAUGCAUUGUUUUAUUUUCUUUUAUAUAUAAAUAUUAUAAUUUUAUUGUAAUUCUAUUGUAUAUUAGUCUGGCUUCUUUUGAGGAGAACUUGUCAUUGUUUGGAGUUUAUAAGAAAAUUGUACAUUUAUAUGUAAACAUAUUUCAUUUCGACAAUUUGGAAAUCAAAUCAAUGUGACCCUUGAAUGCAGUUGUAAAAAAUAUUCACUGGAAUCUUUUAGAAAUUAUUAUGUUUAAUAUUUUUCCAUGUCAUAUUUGAAAACGAGGGCCCCAAAGAGUAUAAAAUAUUUUAGUGAUGGAUAUCUUCUCAUUUUCCUUUCGAUGGACGAAAAUGUUCCAGUGCCCGAUUUGGCCUUUUUUCGUUAUUUCCUAACAAAUGAAUGAUUAAAUAAUUUAUAUACCUUCCACCAUAUAUUUCGAACGAAUUGAGAUAGAAGGCUAAUAUUUUGCAUACAUGCAUAGUUGACCAGUAGGCAGGUUAAGUUCGUAAAUGGGCCAUGUCGGUCCACGUUUUCGUAUAGCCCCCAUAUAACGGUACCCCCCGAUAUUCGGUAUUUUCACGAUUUUGGCGACAUUAUUUACCGGAAUCGUUUCAAAUUUCGUACGUGAAGUUCGUAAUAGGUACUACAGCCUAUGCCAAAAAUUUUUGUAUGCAGGUCCAAGUCUUCGUAUAGUCCCCAUAUAACGAUACCACCGGAUAUUGGUUAUUUUCAAGAUUUUAGCGACAUUAUUUACCGGAAUCGUUUCAAAUUUCGUAUUUGAAGUUCGUCAUGGGUACUACAGCCUAUGACAAAGUUUUUUGUAUGCAGGUCCAAGUCCUCGUAUAGCCCCCAAAUAACGAUACCUCCCGAUAUUGGGUAUUUUCCUGAUUUUAGCGACAUUAUUCGUCGGAAUCGUUUCAAAUUUCGUGCUGGUAGAUCCUAAUGGGUGCUACAGCCUAUGCCAAAAAUUUUUGUAUGCAGGUCCAAUUCCUCGUAUAGCCCCCAUAUAACGGUACCUCCCGAUAUUCGGUAUUUUGAUGAUUUCAGCAACAUCAUUCAUCGGAAUGGUUUCAUAUUUGGUAUUUGAAGUUCGUUAUGGUUACUACAUCCUAAGACAGAAAAUUGUCUGUGCAGGUCCACGUCUUCGUAUAGCCUCCAUAUAAGGGUACCACCCGAUAUUCGAUGAUUGUAGCGACAUUAUUUACCGGAAUUAUUUAAAAUUUGGUAUUUGAAUUUCGUUAUGGGUACUACAGCCUAUGACAGAAAACGGAUUUUAUUUUUUUGAAAAUUGCUAAAUUCGUUCCAAAUGGUGGAGGGUAUUCAAAGAUCGGCCAGGCCGAACUUACAGCUUUUUUACUUGUUAAUCUGUUGCUUUGCAUAAUGCUACGCCUUUUUCGAUAGAGCAAUUGACCUGAGAUAUCAAAUUACUGAUCCUUAGUCCAACUUUUAUCAUACUGACAUUUAUAUUUAGAGGAGUUGGGUCUAUCUAGCCAUGCGUGAUACUACAUGUCUAGGAAUUGAAGGCAAUAAAAUCCAAGCUUCUAUUAAAAAUAAAUUUGUCAUUUUUAAAUAAAUCAAUAAUUUGUGACUCUAUUUUGACAGAGAAACAUCUGAAAACUACUUUUAAAUUUCCAACUUCAAACAUUGACAAGAACAACACCCAAUUUUAUUGUAUAUAUGUAAUUUUCACUUCUAUUAUUUUUCUUCUUAUAUUCACUUCUUUCUUUUUUUCCACCCCUCCAACUUAUUGUGAUCCUUCUCAAUUUUGUUUUCGAAAAAAAAAAACAAAA